UGACCAAAGUUCUGCUGGGCUCACACCAGUGAACCAGGCUCUCCCAAAGACUGAGGACUCUGAGAUCUUAUACCUGGGCUUAAAGCAAAGAUGCGUGAAAUUGUCCACAUUCAGAUUGGCCAGUGUGGUAACCAGAUCGGAGCCAAGUUCUGGGAGGUGAUUGGUGAGGAACAUGGAAUUGACUCUGCCGGGAGCGACCAAGGGGCCUCGUCCCUGCAGCUGGAGAGAAUCAGUGUGUACUACAACGAAGCCUACGGUAAGAAAUACGUGCCCCGAGCAGUCUUGGUGGACCUGGAGCCUGGGACGAUGGACAGCAUUCGAUCUAGCAAAUUAGGAGCCCUCUUUCAACCCGACAGUUUCGUCCACGGGAACUCCGGGGCCGGCAACAACUGGGCGAAGGGCCACUACACGGAGGGCGCUGAGCUGCUGGAGCGCGCCCUGGAGGCCGUGAGGCGGGAGAGCGAGGGCUGCGACUGCCUGCAGGGCUUCCAGCUGGUGCACUCGCUGGGCGGCGGCACGGGCUCCGGCAUGGGCACGCUGCUCAUGAGCAAGAUCCGGGAGGAGUACCCGGACCGCAUGAUGAACGCCUUCAGCGUCAUGCCGUCCCCCAAGGUGUCGGACACGGUGGUGGAGCCCUACAACGCCGUGCUGUCCAUCCACCAGCUGAUCGAGAACGCCGACGCCUGCUUCUGCAUCGACAACGAGGCGCUCUACGACAUCUGCUUCCGCACCCUGAAGCUGACCACGCCCACCUACGGGGACCUCAACCACCUGGUGUCCCUGACCAUGAGCGGGGUCACCACCUCCCUGCGCUUCCCGGGCCAGCUCAACGCCGACCUGCGCAAGCUGGCGGUGAACAUGGUACCCUUCCCGCGCCUGCACUUCUUCAUGCCGGGCUUCGCGCCCCUCACGGCCCAGGGCAGCCAGCAGUACCGCGCGCUGUCGGUGGCCGAGCUCACGCAGCAGAUGUUCGACGCCCGCAACCUCAUGGCCGCCUGCGACCCGCGCCGCGGCCGCUACCUCACCGUGGCCUGCAUCUUCCGGGGCAAGAUGUCCACCAGGGAAGUGGACCAGCAGCUGCUCUCCGUGCAGACCCGGCACAGCAGCUGCUUCGUGGAGUGGAUCCCCAACAACGUCAAGGUGGCCGUGUGCGACAUCCCGCCCCGGGGGCUGAGCAUGGCCGCCACCUUCAUCGGCAACAACACCGCCAUCCAGGAGCUCUUCGGCAGGGUCUCGGGGCAGUUCUCGGCCAUGUUCAAAAGGAGAGCCUUCGUGCACUGGUACACCAGCGAAGGGAUGGACAUAAGCGAGUUUGGGGAAGCGGAAAGUAACAUCCACGACUUGGUCUCCGAGUACCAACAGUUCCAAGACGCCAGAGCAAUUCUGCAGGAGAACGAAGAGGUCGUGGGAGAGGCAGAAACGGAACCAGAAGUUGAGAAGCGCUGACCGCGGGCAGCCCGGUUCCCGUGGCACUUUCCCUGCACCGCCGCGCAGUGAAUAAUCCGCAUUCGUCCUUGGCCGUGACACCGGGCUGCGGGAGGGGGCGUGGGGGAAGCAGCCGCCUGGCGUCAGGGUCUUCUGCUGACGCUCACUAAC
Nycticebus coucang (slow loris) is the source of this 1596-nucleotide messenger RNA. RefSeq names its product tubulin beta 1 class VI (gene TUBB1). Bases 91 to 1446 code for a protein of 451 amino acids. Lineage: Eukaryota; Metazoa; Chordata; Mammalia; Primates; Lorisidae. Gene Ontology annotation, molecular function: structural constituent of cytoskeleton; GTP binding; GTPase activity. Gene Ontology annotation, biological process: mitotic cell cycle; microtubule cytoskeleton organization. The transcript is spliced from 4 exons. Gene Ontology annotation, cellular component: microtubule; cytoplasm. The record is from RefSeq and is a predicted model, not a curated record.